CUGCCACGUCAAAUCACUGCCUGGGUGCUUGGCUCGCUCCUCCGGGAGCCUCGCGGCCAAACUUGCCUGACUGUGGUCACUCUGCUCUGGGUCUGAGGAGUCACAAACUACUGGCUGGAACAUUUCGGCUCAAACUGCUUCUUUGGUUUUUGGCCACGUCUUAACUGGAGCUUUCAGUUGGAGGAUAAACGGAUGCGUUCAGGUUCACGGACCCCCUCUCACCUGACGGGCUGAGGAGAUACUGGACAGCAGCUGUUGGAGCAGCUGGAGUGUGUUUUUAUUUUUCUGCAGCUGAAUAAUGAGUGGAUAUCUUUACAGAGGAAGGCACUGUGGUGCAGAGAAGAGGGCCAGGCCGAAGAGCAUCGGACCUAUGAUGGAUUUCUCGUGUGAUGAGACGGACAAAGGCCCACCUGUACAGAUGCACAGCCUCAGAGAGUUUGAACAGCACCUGAACGACCUGAAGAAGGAGAACUUCAGCCUGAAGCUCAGGAUCUACUUCCUGGAGGAGAAGAUCCAGCAGAAGUUCGAGGAGAGCAGCGACGAUGUGCACAAGAGGAACAUCGAGUUGAAGGUUGAAGUGGAGAGUCUGAAAAAUGAGCUGGAGGAGAAACAACAGCUUCUGGACAAAGCUCUGUCAACAGCAGAGAGCCUGUCCAAUCAGAGCGAAGCAGAGCUGCAGCGCCGCCUCUCGGAGCGGCAGGAGGAGAUCAGCCACAUGCAGGAAAUCCUGGAGACCAAAGUCCAGCUGCUACAAGAGGAGGCCGAGCUGGCUCGAGGCGAGGCCGAGCGAAUGGCCUCGCUGGCGGACUCUGAGGCUCAGCGAUGCCUGGCUCUGGAGAGAGAGAUGGUGGAGAGGAUGGAGGAGAGUGGAGGCUCGGGUGGAGUGCUCACCCAGCGGGCCCUGCUCGACAAAGACAGGGCGAUCGAGGAGCUGACUCAGCAGAAACAUCUUCUGGGUCUCCGAGUCGAAGAGCUCGAGGUCAAAGUUCACAAUCUUUCCUGUUCUCCCAAGAAGGCCGAGAGCGAUGGAGUCUACUCACAGAUGCAGAGGCUGAUCGAGGAGCAGCAGGGUCAGCUGAGUCAGUAUGAGAGUGCUGCAGGUCAGUGUGUUGGUGAGCUACAGAGGGCUCAGGACCAGGUCCGCUCGCUCCAGUCCAAGAUCAGAGAGAGUGAGACCAGGAACCAGAAGCUGCAGCAGCGUCUCGGUGAGAUGGAGCUGGAGCUGCGUUCAGCCCGAGAGGAAGCCCAGAGACAGGAGCGGAACAUCCAGAACAUCGCCGAUAACAUGAACUCCAAGGAGGCGCAGGCUGCAGAGCUGUAUCUGGUGAUUGAAGAACAGAAUAAGAUGCUGUGUUCUCUCAAAGAGCUCGCCAACCGCAACCAGCUGCAGCAGCUGCAGGAAAGCCUCAUUAGUCAUAUUUUAAAGAGUCACAUCAGGCUCAGGUCGAACCUAACGCUGAUGAUCGACUCUUCUCAGCGAGCGGUGGACGAGAAGUUCCGCUGCGUGGAGGAGAAGGAGGAGGAGACUCGUCGUCUUCAGCUGCUCCUCAGAGAGAAGGAGCGAGACCUGGAGAGGCAGCGCUGCGUCCUGACCAACAACGAGGAGACCAUCACCAGCCUGGAGGUGCUGGUCCGUGGUAAAGGUCUGGAGCUGGAGCAGGUCUGCGACGCCUGGAGGAACGUCCAGCGUCAGCAGCAGGACAGCGAACAGAGACACAGCCGCUCCAUGAGGGAGCGAGACGACAUCAUCAGCCAGCUGCAGGCGGCGCUCAGCGCCCGCACGCAGGAAGCUCAGGACCUGCGCUGCUCCCUGCUGGCUCAGAUCCAAUCAGCUCCCAGCGACGUCCUGGAGGAGCUGAAGGUCCGCCUCCAGCUCAAAGACCGCCUCUUCCAGGAAGUGCUCGCUGACCGGACACACCAGGUUCAGGAGCACCAGGAGCAGGUCCAGGAUCUGCUCAGAACCAUCAGCUGCAGGGACCAAUACAUUCAGGACUCUGCGAGCCGGCUCGAUGAGGUCAUGACGGAGCAGACGGCGAGGCUUCAGGAGCUCCGCAGACAGCUGAGCUCAGGGGUCGGAUCCAGGUCUGACUCUGGACCGGAGCUCCAGGCCAUGCAGGAGGAGCUGCGUCUGGCGCUGAGGAGGGAGAAGGAGAGCCAGGAGCAGAGCAGGAGUCAGGCCACCAGGCUGGACUCCCUCACCAGAACUCUGCUCGUAAAGGAGGAGAUCAUCCGGGACCUGCAGAGGCAGAUGGUGGAGCCUUCAGGUCUCUCGCUGGUGGAGCGGUUGACCCAGGAGGUUCAGGAGCUGCGGGAGAGCCUGGUCCAGCAGGACGGUCCUCCAGCCAGAGGCCCUGUUCUCGGCCGUGACCGGCCCAACAGCAGGCAGCCGGAGUUUGGAGAACUGAGCUCAGAGGAUGAAGACGAGGCCGACGACGAUUUGAACAGCGAGUACACUGAGAGCGUCGAUGAAGAGGAGUCCAAACUGAGGCUGCAGUCUGCUGGUGCAGGAGAGACUCCACCCCAGGAUCUGCUAUUUGAAGGUCAGGGACUGAUGGAGGUCAAACAGCUGGUGGAGCAGAAGAGGGCGGUGGAGAGAGAGCUGGGAGAGCUGAAGGCUCAGCUGGAGAAGGCCGGCUUCUCCUCGCUCUCACAGAUGAGGAAAGCUCUGUUCAGCCUGCAAGCCGAGAACAGAGAUUUAAAGCAUCAGCUGACUGAAGAGCCGCAGCCUGACAGGAAACAGAGUGAUGAACAGAAAGAGGAGGAAGAGGAGGAAGAGGAGGAAGAGGGGGAGCUGGAUGUGACCAUAGAAGGGGUGGAGGAUGAAGAGGACAUCGCUGAGCUGUGGGACGCCUGGGAUGGAGAGCUGUCUCUGUCUCAGACCAACAUCCAGAUGAGUGAUGAUCAGAGGAAGAAGUCCCUGAACCUGCUCACAGACUCCUCACAGGACGGCGUGAACAGCGACAGUCAUCAGCAGGACGCCGCGUCCUCUGUGACGAGUCUGAAGACAGUCCGUCUGCAGCAGAAGAGCAAAGAGCUGCGAGAGCGACUGAUGGUGUCUGAGGCCACAGUCCAGGCUCAGGCCGAGCAGCUCAAAGACUACAGAGAGCUGCUGACGGAGACAGCAGUGCAGCAGGACAGUAAGCAGAUCCAGGUGGACCUGCAGGAUCUGGGCUACGAGACCUGUGGCCGCAGUGAGAACGAGGCUGAGAGGGAAGACACGAGCAGCCCAGAGUUCGAUGACCUGGAGAUGUGCACAUCCUUGGAUUGUGGUUCUCAGUGGUGGCCUGCCAGUAGCAGCAGCUCCACCUUCACUAAAGCCACCACCCAGAGCUCCGGUUAUGUGGAGGAGUCGUCUCUCCAGCGCCUCGUGGAGGACCUUCGCUCCCAGCUGUCCCGCUCUCAGGCUGUGAUCCGCAGCCUCCAAACCCGGCUUCGCUCCCUCUCGACAUCCAGCGACUAUGGACCCUCCACACCCCGCAAGGUCAACUGGUCCUUCCAGGCGUCGCCCUCCCAGAGUGGGGCGGAGGAUGACGAGGGCUGGCAGUCAUCUGACGGAGGUCCUCUGGCUUCGCCCCGUCACCCUCACCCAGACAAAGGCCUGCAGGAACUCUCGUCCCGCGUGGACGCACUGGAGGACCAGCUGAGGAAAGGAGGCAAAAAGUCUGUCAGCGAGGACGGAAAGUCUGCUGCCUGGCCGGGUAAAUUCGACACUCUGAUCCAGGCUCAGGCCAGAGAGCUGUCUCACCUCCGUCAGCGUCUGAGGGAAGGUCGGGGUGUGUGCAACAUUCUCACCCAGCACCUGGGAGACACCACCAAGGCCUUCGAGGAGCUGCUGAGGGCCACCGACAUCGACUACUACAUGGGCCAGAGCUUUAGGGACCAGCUGGCUCAGAGCAGCGCUCUGGCACAGCGAGUCAGCGCAAAGAUCAGCGGACGAGAUCAUCCAGAAGAUCCAGAUGAGAAGACAGAGCUGCUCGCCAUCCGGCUCAGUAAGGAGCUCCAGCAGAAGGACAAGGUCAUCGAGUCUCUCCGAGCCAAACUGAACCAGCAUCACCAUCCUCAUCGCUCCGACACGCCCUGCAGCAGCCACGCCCUCUCCGACACCACAGACCAGUCGGAUCGCAUCUCCUACGUGUCAGAUGAGCACGGAUCCACCAAUGAGGACCUGGAGCUUUGCUCCGAUGUGGACCGCGGCAGCGAUAUCGGUCAGAAAGAAACACAGGCCUCUACCAGACUCAGCACAGAUUGUCACUCUCACAGUGGCUCCAUGUCACGUCACCCGUCUGUCCCUCCAUCCAUCGCCUCAUCCCACACCGCACAGUCAUGGCUCAGCAGUCCCAGCAUGCAAUGCCCCAGCUCGCCACACAAACCCGCAGACAUGCAGAGUCAGACAGCUCCGGCCUCAGGCAUCACCUCUGCCCCCUCCUUCCACCCUGCCCCCUCAUCUUCCACCCCGCAGGGGCCUUUUCCCUUCCAUCCCCACCCCGCAACCCUGCAAACCCGUGACCAAGGCAACAAGGGCGUGGGUUUCUCUCUGGCUGAGGUGCAUCAGGAGCUGCAGAUGUUACAAAAGCAGCUGGGAGACAAUGACAGGUUCUCCACUCCACAGUCCAAACCUCUUCACGGUUUCCCGUUCAGCCACCAGCAGCCCGACCCCUUCCUGCCUCUCAGCUUCCACGGUGGAUACCAGCCUUCUCCUUUCAGCACCAGCAGCAGUCUGGACGCCAGCACAGCCAUGAAAGCCGGGGCCAGUCUGCUGGAGAGCAGUGCAUUGUGGGACGUGGCCUAUGGUACCAGGCCGGUGAGACUCGGAGCUGACCUGUCUUCAGGAUCUUCGGGGUACCAGUCAGGCACCAGUCACACAGGUUCAGACCUGAUGAAGGAGCACCUGAGAGAGAUCAGGAGUCUGAGACAAAGACUGGAGGACUCCAUCCAGACCAACGAUCGCCUCCGACAACAGCUGGAGGAGAGACUGGCCCGCACCGCCACUGAGAAAGGUGCUCCCACCAACAUCUACAUCCAGGGUUUGGACUCAGUCGGCCAGCUGUCCAGCGAGAUCAGACUUCUGAAGGAGGAGAACGUCAGUCUGCAGAACCAGCUGAAGCAGGCCACCAAAGAGGGCAGUAAGGAGGCGGAGCAGCUGAGGGAGGCGGCGCUCCUGGAGCGGGCCAGGUUGAAGGAGGCGGAGCUAGAGGCGGAUAGGUGGUUGGAGCAAAGCAGGAAGCUGCAAACUGAGGCUGAAGCUCGCAACCAAGAGAUUGCACAACUGAAGCAGGACAGACAGAGGAACCAGGAGGCCAUCAACAGACUCCAGCAUGAGGUGAGCGUCCUCCAGCAGCAGCUCUGUGAGAGCCGCAGUCUGGUGCACUCUCUUCAGUGUGAGCUGCAGGUGUACAAGAGAGUGUGUGACGUCCCCACAGACACACACUCAGCUCAGGCCGGCGACGGUGCCCAAAGCGACCGCAGCACUGCGACCUUUGACCCCAGAGAGCUGCACGUCCAGCUGGAGCAGCAGCUGAGCGGACAGGCUGACACCCAGCCUCGAUCCAGGAGACAACUCUUCAACGAUAAUGUUCCGUCUCCGCCUGUGAGAGACACCGGGCUCGUCAGUCCGUCCUCUCCUCUUCAUCCUGCACAGAAACAUGCAGAACAAACUGGAGCAGCCUCGACCCUGCAGGGUCAAGCGCCAUACGGCUCAUUCGCCAACCGUCACGGCCGCCAUGCAGUGGGCCACAUCGAGGACUUCAAGGCUCUGAAGCAGCAGAUCCUGGAGGGCGGUGCUCUCCUCCGCAAGAUGGAGUUCAGUCUUCACCAGCCGUCAGACUCUGUCAGGAAGUUGCUGUCUGACACUGAAACACUGAGACAGAUCCUGGAGGAGGCCGACUCUCUGCUCCAGAUGUUCUGGAGAGCAGCUCUGCCAAACGUGGAGGAAACCAAACAGGAUCAGUCUCUGAAGGAGGAGGUCGUCUCUCUCCAUCUGAGGCUCUCGGAGAAAGAAGAGGCUCUAAAGGACGCCAUGGAGAGACUGAAGAGCUCCAACCGCACCAAAGAUAGCAUGGAGCACUUUAUCGUCAGCCAGCUGUCGAGAACACAGGACGUCUUGAAGAAGGCCAAGACAAACUUACAGGAGAACGAGCUCAGGAUUUCCUCCCUUCGCCAUGCCUCUUUCUCCUUUCCUCUUUCCUCCUCCCCUUUUACUUCCUUCCCCUUCCCCCCCACCUCCUCCUCUUCCUCCUCUUCCUCCUCCUCCUCCUCUUCCUCACACCCCUGGCCUGGUAAAGGUGAAAACUCAGGAGGCUUCUGCGAGCUCGCCUUCUCUCGUGGUUGGAGUGUCAUGAAGCCACGGACCUCCUUCAUCUCCUCCUCCACGUCCUCCUCCUCCACCUCCUCCUCAUCCUCUGCUGUCCUGGGAUCAGCUCACCACCAGCGCCCCCUGCAGUCAGCUCUCCUGUAGUGCACCAGCCCGCGUCUCUCAUCGUGAUCUGCUGUUCAAACAGAAAAUGCUGGAAAUUCUCAGUCUCUCAUCGUCUGGAGGAACAUUUCAGUUGAGAGACUGAUUGUAACUGUUUCAUUAAUUAAUGUGUUCAGACGUUAUGAGGCCGUCAACAUUUAUAUGAGACCAGUUUGAGUUCGGCUGGAGUUGGUUUGUGAUUCGUAGCUUCUGAUCAGCAACAUCAACAAAUAUGAAACCAGAUUUAACACAGAGUGACUUUAGUCCAGGUUUAGACCUGGACUUAUGUGACAUAGACAACUGGUUACCAACCUGGCAGGAGGAAAACUUCACAGGGGACUUCACAGAAGUUUGGGAACUUUUGGUCUAGGCAGAUGAAAAACAGUGAAAUAGCUUUGAUCUCGUUUUUCCUGAAUCCAGAAGUGACAUCUUGUCUCAUAAAACCACAUCAGAGGAAAUAUUUCCCCCUUAAACUCAUACAUCAGAGUCUCUGGAUCAGAAGCCAACUUCAGCCUUCAGCAGGGAUCCAAGACACAAAAAUCCACUUGAUGCCAGCAGGAAAGGAGCUUUGAAAAAGCCAAAACCAAACUGCAAAGUGCUUCCUCUCAGCCUCCGUCGAGGCUCGUGUGUGUAGUUAGUGUGUAGAAUAGUUGCAUGUGGUUUGAGCGACUCGUGGAAACAAAGCCAUACUCUCUGACGGUACGCUACGUGUUUUUGUUUUGUCAUAAAAAUGGCCAACUACUGAUAACAUGUGGAAAACACUAGAGCUAGGACUACCAAUAGACAGUUAGACAAUGUUCUUGUGCAUUUACUCACAAAUAAAACACCAAUUUAGGAUUUGUUGCUCCCUGUCCUCAGACUCCAGAGUAUUACUGUUAAAUGUGGAGUCGGUUCUCUUCAGAUGUUUAAAGAAAUGUGGGUCCAACCCAGUUUUUCCUGCUGAAACACGAACCUGCAGUGUCAGACCGCCUUCAGAUGAAGCUGCUGAAGCAGCUCAGUAAACCAGUGUUCAUGAAAAGACUGGACUCAUCGAGCUGCUCAGCGGUUUGUGCGAUGCCUUCAGUGACCUGUGCGAUAAUUUGUCUUCUCGUCAUUAAAGUGCACGGUCCAAGAGAGAUGUUUCAUUUUUCUAACCAAAAAAAUGGACCACACUUUUAUCCUUUUUUUUAAUAUAUAUUUUGGUUAUUUGUUUUUUUGCUAAAUUUGUGAAUCAGUUUAUGUUUGAAUUUCCCUCGAGAUGACAAUCAUUUUUUAAAAGAUUAAAAAGAACAUCUGUGUGUAAACCUCUGCAGGAUCUGUGACGCUCACUGUGCAAAUGAACUUUUCUCAAAUUGGGUAUUUUACACUGGCUUCUCCACGUUUGAGUUCUCUUUUAGUUUUUCUGGAUUUCUCUGUAAAGAUGAGCUGUUUUUCUUUCUGUGCAUGAACUGUGGCUUCACUGCCCUCCAAUACUUUUACUGAAAUAUGCAAUUUUUGGGUUACUGUGCAAUAAUAGCCUUUGUGGUACUAAAGUGCCAUGUCAUCUCGUUUCAGCUCUGAAGCUGAAUUCAUGGAAACAAAUUGAGUUUUGGAUGAAUCUGUCCAAAUUUAUGACAAUCAAUCUGAAGCAGUUUUAAAGGCCCUCUUUAACUUUUGGCUCAGUUUUAUAAAUAAAGAUCAACCAAAGUGAACAGCGUUUUUUCUCAAAUCAGGUGAAAAAUGAUCAAGUUUAAAUAUGUUUUUUUUUUUGUGUAAUAUUGCCCGCAGGUCAGAGGUCAAACUUAGUGUCUUUCUUAGUGUCUGUGUGGUUUUAGGAGCCACGUCUCAUGUAUGUACAUAUUA
Molecule: messenger RNA, 8272 nt
Organism: Larimichthys crocea (large yellow croaker)
Lineage: Eukaryota; Metazoa; Chordata; Actinopteri; Sciaenidae
Gene: pde4dip
Product: phosphodiesterase 4D interacting protein
Exons: 40
Coding region: 299-6454 (2051 amino acids)
Biological process (GO): positive regulation of microtubule nucleation; centrosome cycle; regulation of Golgi organization
Cellular component (GO): centrosome; Golgi apparatus
Molecular function (GO): molecular adaptor activity
Source: RefSeq, a predicted model, not a curated record